Hydra vulgaris (swiftwater hydra) is the source of this 1326-nucleotide messenger RNA. RefSeq lists its product as uncharacterized. Lineage: Eukaryota; Metazoa; Cnidaria; Hydrozoa; Anthoathecata; Hydridae. The record is from RefSeq and is a predicted model, not a curated record.
UGAGUUACUUUGUGACUCUCAACAAGCUACUGAUAAUUUGUUUGAAGGGCUUUGUCAAUUUAAAACACGUUUAGCAGAAAGUCUUCCAGUAGAACAAGGAAUUCUGCUGCGUCCAGAGAUUCAACCUGAUACUUGGAAUAAGUCACACACAAGUUCACCAAAACUUAGUCUUCUCCCUGUGCGGCGUAAAAGAAAAAUGACUAAGUGUGUUGGUGUUAAAUAUGACAAAUAUAAAGCAGCUGCUGAUAUUAGUGUGAUGGCUGAAAAGGAAAGUUAUAGUUCUGAAAUUGUCACAAGUCACUCAAUUGAUGAAAACUAUGAAAUUUUUAUGGUUCCUAAUGAAUCAAUUGAUAUCAUGGAACAUUUAACUGAUGAUAGUAACAACUCUGUUGAUAUGACUGUAAGUGAAGAUGUUAAACAAGAUAAAAUAGUGCUGCAAAUUCAAAGUCUUAAAUCAUCUUUGAUUGGUCAUAAAGAACAAAAUGAUAUCAUAAAAGGACAAAUGCUUAAUGAUAACGUAAUUCACUUUUGUCAGCAACUUUUGGCAAUCCAGAUAAAUAUUGAUGUUGGACAGCAAGAUCCCAUUAAAGGACAAAUUUUAUCUUUUGAUAUCUAUACAAGUACUCCAUUUGUCCAAAUUCUUCAUGAUGGAAAUCUUCACUGGUUAUGUGUAACCACAUAUGACUGUAAACCAGGGGAGAUAUAUGUUUUUGACAGCCUUUUCCACGGUACAAUCAAAAAAGACAAAAAGGCAAAUUUGCAAUAUUUUGCAUUGUCAAGAAAAAAAUCUUGUUUUUAAAGUUUUGCCAGUUCAACAGCAAACAAAUGGUGUGGAUUGUGGUAUUUAUGCUAUUGCCUGGGCUCGUCAGAUUCUUGAAACAAAAAGUUUACCAUCAACAAAUCUAAUGUUUGAGGAAAGUGAAAUUAGAAGUCAUCUCCUAAAAUGUAUAUCAAAUAACCAGAUAGAGAUAUUCCCAGCAACUAAAAAUCCUUUUUCCUUUAGAAGAUGUGCUGCUAAGACUUUUCGUGUUCCUCUGCAUUGCUCUUGUCGUAUGUUUUGGGUGCCUGGAGACGAAGACAUAUAUAACAGGCAAAUGAUACAAUGCUGUGCUUGUAGUAGAUGGUUUUAUUGUGAAUGCGAAAAAAUUCCACUAAGUGCCUAUGAGCAGGAAGAUGAAAUUUGGAACUGUAAUGAUUGCCACAACCAGUCAAAUAAAUAAUAAUAAAACAAUAAUACUGUUAUACAGCACAGGUAUAUAAUUUUUAAUAUUACGGACUGUUAAUGUCGAACAGUCAUAAUUACUUGCGUAACAUCCAAAUAAACAA